AAAAUACCAAGACUGGUAUAUGUCUUAAAAACGAAAACAUAAAAAAACAUAAACGCUUGCCAAGACAUAAUAGAUUUCCUACAUUAAAUUUAAAUAAACAUAUAAAUCUUUCCAACCUUAAGUCCUUGGCAAUUAUGUACGUGAAACGCGAGGUUGGCCAAAUAAUUCCACGACAAUAACGGAGGUCGCGCUGUUGGUAGAACCGAAACGGAUUAAAGGCGGAGAAACUGGCACUGAACCCAUGGGCCAGCAUGUAUCCGGUGGCGUUUGUCUUGCUGCUCCUGGUUGCAUUUAAUGCCGGCGCGAAUUUGGGACGCGAUGACGAACGAUUCCACGAGGAGCUAGUGGUUCGUCCAUUGUCCGGCGACCAUGUCAACACCUACUUUCAGUUCACCACGCGCUGGCACUACGGCGAAAAGGACAAUCUUUACCACACCCAAUUGACGCCGCGAGUAAUUGCGGAGCUGUUGCAGCAGUUUGCGGUGAAGGAGCUGCACAUUGGCCUGACCCAGGGACUGUGGCGCUACGAGACAUGGGGCUAUCCCAUUGUGGAGGCAACCAGCGGUGCCGAGAUGUGGGCGUGGUUCAGUGGCGCAAAUCUGACCAACCGGGAUGUGGAUAGCCAGUGGAAGGCGUUGGCCAACGUGUUCUCGGGCGUGUUGUGCGCCUCGUUGAAUUUCGUCGACAAUACGAAUAGCAUUGCACCGAGGCACCUGAUCCGUCCACAAUUUAUGCCAGCCAAUGGCCAGAGAUUCGUUCGCUACGCCACACUGCCGCGUGAGAUCGUGUGCACGGAGAACCUGACGCCGUGGAAGAAACUACUGCCAUGCGGCAGUGCCUCAGGCUUUGCCUCACUUCUCAACUCGGGUCAUGUGCACAACACCAAGUACCAUUCGCUGGGAUUGAAGGUGCGCGUGCUCUGCGAGGAUCACGAUGAGGACAACUGCAUUGUGGAGCUGACGCAGACGGCCAACUUGGUCUACGAUCUCCGGCUGUUCGAGCUGAGCAACAAUGAUUUCUCGCUGCGCCGCCUGUUCGGCAUGGGACUGAAUGGCUACUGUGAGCUGGCCGAGAGCUCCAAGAUCUAUGUGCAGCGCAACGAGCUGGGCGAGCGCUAUCAGCUGGUUCCGGAACCCGUGCACGAGGUGAAGACCACUCGUGGUGGGCAUAGUGUCGUCUACUCCGUCUACGAUAUGCACGAGCAGUUCAAGGAGGCCGGCGAACGGCUGUUUAAUGUUGCCUGGCUGGCGCCAAAGAGCGCAAAUCGUCGUCGUAAUCUGGCGAAGCCAUCGCUGCCACCGGUGACGGUUCAUCGUUAUCUAUUGGGGCACGGCCAGGAGCGCGGCAGGAUCGUUACGGAGGUGACGAACUCGCACUACGACGCCCUGCCCAUAAUGCUGCAGGAGGUGAUACCGUGGUAUGUGCACGCCUAUUUGCACACCCUUUCCAUACGCCGCAAGCCGCAGCGGGUCAACGAAUACGGACGCCAGCGAUUGCCCUUCAAGCUGCUCCACUAUACGCCCGGCAAGCAAAGGGAACUGCCGUCCCAUUUGGAAAUUGGCUUCAUGCUGCCCGGCCAGACAUCGGCGCUGAUAAGCAUCGAUGUGGAUUAUCUGCUGCUCAAAUGGCUGGAGUAUCCGCCGGAUGCGAAUCACGGCCACUACAUCGGCUCGGCCAUUGUGUCCAGCCAACUGCCGAUGGGCAGAAACUACAGCGCUCUGCCGCCGGAGGGGCAUCUCUUCGAGCAUUCGUUCAAUGCGACCCGGCCGAGUUAUGUGCUCAGUUUGCACACGGAAGCGCUGAUUGUCUCGCUGCCCACGCCGGACUUCAGCAUGCCGUACAAUGUGAUCUGUCUCGCGUGCACAGUGGUUGCCCUGGCCUUCGGACCCAUACACAGUGUGGCCACCAAGAUGAUCAUUGUCGGUCGUCAGACGUCGGCGCCGAAGAACUUUGUUAAGAAGAUCUUCAACCAGAUUUUCCGGCGCGGCAAGGCCGCCGAAGAGGCAGCUGCGGAGGGCGAAGGAUUGCCAGCGGCAGGAGCAGCAGCAUCGGAUGCAACUGGAGUUGCGUCGGCGAGACCAGCGAUAUCGCCAGGCGGUCCAUCGGGCGACCAGCCGCUGCUGGAGGAUCUCGACGAGGAGGAGGAGGAGCAGGACUAGGAGAUGAUACACAAAAACAGCCACCGGGAGUCGUGAUAAGCUCCCACUGAUAGUAUACCCGGGCAAUUCCAAUAAAGUGUAUUACAAGGGUACAAAACCGGGUUGCAAUUUUCGAUUUUUAAGAUUUUAUCAAAUUAUUCGGCGGUGUUCAAAACCAGUAUUUUCAGUUAUGUUGCUAAGAAAAUCAAAGAAAUCGCCAUGGGCAUGGGAUUCUAUAUAUAGAUAUAGUUAUCGAAAUGUGUAUAAACAAUGUUAGAAUGAGAAUUGCAAAGUAAUACUUUCAGCUGAGAAAGCUAACCAAAUUUGUAACCAAAUAAACAAAAAGUUAAAAUGCA
Molecule: messenger RNA, 2494 nt
Organism: Drosophila sechellia
Lineage: Eukaryota; Metazoa; Arthropoda; Insecta; Diptera; Drosophilidae
Gene: PIG-T
Product: phosphatidylinositol glycan anchor biosynthesis class T
Exons: 3
Coding region: 252-2159 (635 amino acids)
Biological process (GO): attachment of GPI anchor to protein
Cellular component (GO): GPI-anchor transamidase complex
Source: RefSeq, a predicted model, not a curated record